AUGACCAACGAAAACGAUGAUCUCACCAUCACAAGUUGUGAUCGGUGCCCGCGAAUGGUCGCAUUUGGUAACAUUCUGCUUGAUAUCAGUGUAGAGCUGAAAGAUGGGAAAAUUCUGAAUGAUUUCGAUCUGAAACCCGAUGAUCAAAGGGAAGUUGCUGCAGACAAACUUGCUGCCCUUGUCUCCGUUGCCGUAGAAACUUGCGGUAAUCCAAUCUACAACCCUGGUGGCUCAGCACUUAACACAUGCCGUAUACUGCGCGCCCUUGGCGAAAAAAACGUUAUCUUCUGCGGGGCGGUUGGUGCAGAUGAGAAUGGCCAAAUAUUACAACAAAUUUUGAAGGAUUGCGCACUCAAUACCUGUAUACAAACGUUACCGGAUGAAAUUACUGGAACAUGCAUGUGCCUCAUUAGUGGCGACAAGCGGAGUCUGAACGCGAACAUUGGUGCUUCGUUACAUUUUAAGAAGGAAUUUGUAAGUUCGCGCUGGUGCCAGUCAAAGAUCGGUGUUUGCAAAUCAGCCGCUCACACAAAUAUUGACGAAGAUAUGCGAAUUUUCUACAUCGAGGGAUAUUUUGUGCCGGAAAAGUUCCACAUCUGCACGUACAUCUACGAACAAUACUGCAAGGGUACGGCAAACCUGCUUGUAACCAACUUGAAUGCAUCCUACAUACUGCAAGAAUUUACUGCCGAGAUGCGUUUUCUCGUCGAGCAUGCCGAUCUGGUGUUUGGAAAUUUGGCAGAAUUUAUUGCACUGGCCCAGAUUUAUCACUGUGACGACGUGGACGCAUUGGCUCGGUUGCUGAUAAAGCCCUACCGGAAAUACAACCGUAACAAGAUUCUCAUCGCAACCGAUGGUUGCCGAAGCGUUCGAUUGUACUAUGGCGCGGGGUCGAAAUUUAUAGCAGAAAGCUACCCAGUGCCGGUAAUACCAGCGAACGUCGUUAUCGACACAACCGGAGCCGGAGAUUCAUUUGUGGCAGGAUUUCUAUACAAAUUCAUGAACGAUGAAAGCCCUACGUUAGUGGACUGCAUUCGGUAUGGGUGUAAAGUGGCUGGGAAAGUGAUACGGCAAGUGGGAUGUAAUUUACCCUCCAGCGUUCCAUCAUCGCCAUCGAUUGCCCCGUCUACAAAAGAGGGGAUGAUUCCUUGA
Messenger RNA from Anopheles marshallii, 1152 nucleotides. RefSeq names its product adenosine kinase (gene Adk3). The transcript is spliced from 4 exons. The record is from RefSeq and is a predicted model, not a curated record. The coding region runs from base 1 to 1152 and encodes 383 amino acids. Lineage: Eukaryota; Metazoa; Arthropoda; Insecta; Diptera; Culicidae. Gene Ontology annotation, molecular function: adenosine kinase activity. Gene Ontology annotation, cellular component: nucleus; cytosol. Gene Ontology annotation, biological process: purine ribonucleoside salvage.